Molecule: messenger RNA, 681 nt
Organism: Microplitis demolitor
Lineage: Eukaryota; Metazoa; Arthropoda; Insecta; Hymenoptera; Braconidae
Product: peptidoglycan recognition protein 1-like
Exons: 3
Coding region: 1-663 (220 amino acids)
Biological process (GO): peptidoglycan catabolic process; innate immune response
Molecular function (GO): peptidoglycan binding; zinc ion binding; N-acetylmuramoyl-L-alanine amidase activity
Source: RefSeq, a predicted model, not a curated record
AUGAAAUAUUUUUAUUUCAUUUUAUUAAAUUGUUUAUUAAUAAUUUUAAAUAAAAUUAAUUGUUUAUCGAUUGAUAAAAUUAUUGAACAUGAAUGUCCUAGAAUAAUGAGUCGGCAGGAGUGGAACGCUAGGAACGUAAGUGGACACGAGUUAUUAUGGACGCGGCCUACGCCAUACAUCGUCAUACAUCACGGCGGAAUACUUCACUACUGUUACGACAUAAAAGAAUGUUCAUUAAUAGUUAAAUCCUAUCAAGAUUUACAUAUCGAUACCAAUAAGUGGAUUGACAUCGGCUACAAUUUCGUAAUCGGGGAAGAUGGGAACAUUUACGAGGCUCGCGGUUGGGAUUACAUUGGCGCCCAUGCGCCCGGUUUUAAUACUCAAAGUAUUGGGAUUUCAAUAAUUGGAGAUUUUUCACAUUUUCAGCCAAAUAAAAAUGCAUUAAAAGCAUUAGAUAAUUUGAUAGCAUGUGGAGUAUUACUUAACAAAAUAAGUCCAAAUUACCAAGUAAUUGGUCAUCGUCAAAGUCGAGUUACUGCUUGUCCAGGUGAAGUUUUUUAUUCUUACGUAAAAUCAAUGCCAAGAUGGACAUCUACUCCGGUACCUGUUUAUAACAAUAAUUCUAGUCUUAUCGACAAAGUCGACAGUGAUAAAAAAAAUUAAAGAAUAUUUACGUCAACU